This is a messenger RNA of Penicillium brasilianum, 603 nucleotides long. Lineage: Eukaryota; Fungi; Ascomycota; Eurotiomycetes; Eurotiales; Aspergillaceae. The record is from the annotation of a GenBank genome assembly.
AUGUUCUCAGGGCGAUUUCAACGGAGCAGCAGGACACAGGCACUCCUGCUGCUCUUCGCCUUUGUAUCGUUUUUCUCAUUUACAACCGCGUCCACACCAACAUCCUUCUGCAAAUGCACCUGCUUCUCAAAUAGCACAAUAAUCCCCCUCGACCCCGGCAAAUCCAGCUCCGGCAACUCCGGUCUUAACAACGUCUACAACCUAUACGAACGCGCGUUCAACACCGGACCGGACUCGGAGCUCGAGCUCGAGACUCAGCAACAACAACAGAAACAGCACCAAUCCGAAGUUAACACCGACUCCGAAGGACAUGGUACCCUCACCGAGCGGGCGCAGAAAUACCGCGCGCUGAGCUGUAAUGAUUGCAAUCGCAAGUUUUGUCUGGAUUACGAGUUGCCGAUUUGCAAGGAUGCGAAGGAGGAGGAUGUUUUCACGACGUGUUUUCAACGAGACUCCCGAAAGGACGAGGCAGUGGUAUUCAUCUUUAUCUUUGCGACUGGCGGAUUACUCGCGUGGGCUCUGCUCAAACCCUGGAUUGAGCGGUAUAUCGAGGCUGCGCGGCAACGCCGAUCAUAUAUGCCCGUUGGGGAGCCCGAAAGCUAG